Messenger RNA from Chara braunii, 1553 nucleotides. The record is from the annotation of a GenBank genome assembly. NCBI's taxonomy places the organism in Eukaryota, Viridiplantae, Streptophyta, Charophyceae, Charales, Characeae.
ACGGCGGGUACAAAACCAAGUGUGUGGAAAGGGACGUCACGAAGUUGAUCUAUUUCUCAUUGCAAGUUGCUUGUGUUGUCUUCCUCCCCGUCCUAGCAUCUCUCACUUCGCUGCAAGCGCCAUAGCUUAGCAGCAACUUCUUUCCUCUUUCGUCCUUGCGAGUCGUGCAUCCGGGAGGACUACUCUUAGCCGAGAAGAUGGCGGCGGCACGCAGUGCGUUUUUGGUGAUGGUGGUGUUGGUAGCGUCGGUCUUCGCUACCGCUAGCGCGGCCGAUCUCUUUGGCACUCUCCAGAGCGAUCAACGGUUCAAGGUCGUGGUGAAGGCCCUCCUCGACACACAGGAAGUCGACGCUCUCAGAGAUCGAUCCAACGGAUCAGUKCCGUUCGUCUUCAUCGCGCAGACUGAUGAGGACCUCGAAGUGGGCCUCGGAGCUGAUGGCCUGGCGUGCGUCACCCGGCCGGAGCACGUGAAGGACCAUAUGGUGCAGAUUCUGCGAUUCAUGGAGGUGGGYCCCUUGUCGCGUCCGGUGAMGACSRCAGCGGAUCUGYMSKCSGUUGCAGUCGACRRSAAACUGCCGACCAUCAACGGCAUGCCGAUAUUCGUGGAGCCGGCGACGGCAAGCGGAGUCAUCCUCAGGGGCGAUGCUGAGCAAGAGCAGUUCUCCGUAACGGUAGCGGAGGUGAGGCAGAUCAACGCGAACGUGUCUCUGGUCAUCGUUGCGAACGGUUUCCUUGUCCCCGCUCAAGUCGACGAGCAAAUCACGAUGGCCUGCUUCCCGUCCGCAGCRUCGUCGUCCUCCCCCGCAGUUCCCGUCGCCCCGUCAUCGAAGAAUGUCCCGAAGUCGAAGAACGCCCCGUCAUCCAAGGCUGCAGAGUCCGCUCCUUCAUCUUCGCAAUCCGCGCGUAGACAGAUGCUCCGUGGCUUCUGGUGGUGAGAGAGAGAGAGAGAGAGAGAGAGAGAGAGAGAGAGAGAGAUGGUGACGAAUUAGGGAACUCACUUGAUGGGAGGGUAGUUUUGGUGAUUCUGCAAACGUAUUCUGAUCUAUUUCCUGMACCGGAGUAAUYACUCGUAUAGGUAGAUGAAAARAUAAAUCCGAUUGCUUUCUCUCGCGCGAGUGUCCCAUCGUUAGGUCGCGUUCUGCGCUGACCGUCGAUGGAGUCUCGAGAUUGUGUUCGAUGGGACGCCGCGUAACGGGAUGCUUCAAUAACCGGGACGGCAAUGAUCAAGCAAUUUUCAAGAAGCCCUACGGGUUUCGAUGUGUGAAUAUUUGGAUCGAGGAGCGAAGAAGCGAAGAAGCGAAGAAGCGAAGAAAUUACAGCUAGAAGAGUGGCGAUGCCUGUUGUCUUCGUUUUGUCGUCCUCCUUGCGCGUGAGGCUGCGAGGUUUCAUUCAGAGUAUAUCCAGGGCAUGCUCCUCUGAUGUUUCUUUUUUUUUUCUGGAUGUAUUUAAUUCGACGCGAUUACGAUCGCAGUUUGUUCAAAACGUCUUCUCUUCGAGAAUGUAGUCGUUAUGCCGUGUGCUUUUCUUCUCGCGAAUAAAACUCUUGUUCACUC